Molecule: messenger RNA, 204 nt
Organism: Prunus armeniaca (apricot)
Lineage: Eukaryota; Viridiplantae; Streptophyta; Magnoliopsida; Rosales; Rosaceae
Source: the annotation of a GenBank genome assembly
AUGGGGUUAUCAUACCACAUCAUCGUUCGUAAGGCCAACAUUACGUCCUUAGGAAACGUGUUAUCGUUUCAAUACCUAGUUCAUGUUUUUAAAGGAGAUUUUAGACCACGCAACAGUGUCUAUGAAAUAACGGAGCUUGAUGUGUCCAAGACGAGUGCUGCAGAUAUGCAAGGUUCUACUACCAGAGCUGAUGGUGAGAGUUAA